AUUUUUAGCAUUGGCAAGUGUAAAAAAUGGCUCAUUUUUUGUAUGAUUCUGUUGUGCGCGAUAGUGUCUGACAAAAAUGAAUUAUUCUUAAUUAUUCACACUUUUGUAGCAAGGCUUAUCCGGCGUCUACCCCGACGUAACACUUUGCAAAAUCGGAGAAAUAAGAGGAACACUUCAUUUAUAUUUUAGCUAGACAAAGGAUGCAAAUCUGGACAUGUGCUUCACUGGCUCGAAGUUCAUACCGAAUGGCCACACAAUAUAGGUACCAUGUGUUAGUAAUGCUGUUAUUAGGCUGUACAGUGCUGGUACAUUACAGCUAUGACGUGAGGUACUUACUAUCACUGCGCCUAGAGAAGGAAUAUGAAGGAGGUAUACAGAAUGAUACUCUCAGAACUAGUCAGCUUACCUUAGCUCCAAACACAACCAGUCCCCUAAUGUCAGCCCCAGGCGAGGAGGUGCUGACUCCAUCUGGGCCAAUGUUUCAACGCAUCAACCAGAACGACGCCUGGGUUUACUCCGCCUUCUUUGACACAUACAAAGACAAGAAUCUGAUCCGUGUUUUUGGAAUGCAACCUCACGCGUUACAGAAUUCAGUCUUUUGUCAUCUGGGUUUUAAGCACGAGAAUUACACGAUGGAAGGGAAGAGGACGCUGUUACUAGAUACUCAUGGCUACAGACUCCGGGUUGUGAGCUAUGAAUGUGAGUUGGCAGACGACAGGCGUCCAGAUUAUGUCUCUAUAACUUGGAAUACAAGUGAUUCACCCACCAAUAGCCUAGGAGUUCUAUAUCCAUCGUCACUAAAGAGAAAUUUCACAGUCUGUUAUGCUAUUUUGUACAACUUUACUAAUUACAAACAAAUUAUACAGAGUGUCGAGUUUGAUCGAAUACUUGGAGCUGAGCACUUCUUUGUAUACAACAUGAGCAUUUCAAAUACCACAGACGCUCUGUUGAGACAUUAUCAGAGACGAGGCUUGCUGACAGUCAUGCAAUGGCCGCUUCCCAUCUCAGAAAUACACUAUCAAGGUCAGGUAUUAGCUAUCAACGACUGCGUCUAUCGUAAUAAGGGUGUCUCUAAAUACGUAGCUAUCCAUGAUACGGAUGAGAUUAUCAUCCCAAACAAUCAUGACAACUGGGGAGAUCUGAUAGAUCAGGUCAACAAAGAUUACGACCAGCAGAAACAAAGCCCACAGAGUCACGAGAAGCUAGGGACUUAUAUAGUGGAGAGCACGUUCUUCCAGGAUAGACCGAACGCCUCGGUCUGGUCAGCAAUCAAACAAAACUAUUCGAUCUCUGACCAAGUGGAGCGGUUGUUUGAGAACUAUUCACUCACAGUGUUUACAGAUCUUGUACGUUUACAAAAUGCAUUUGUAGGUGGUAGACAGAAAUCAAUAGUCAGACCCGAGAUGGUCUUGUUUCCUGAUGUCCAUACCACCAUCACACAUCGACCAUCGGCCACUGAUGUUACGGUGCGUCAAAGUUUGGCUUUAGUCCACCACCAAAGGAAGUAUUCGUCGUCAUCGCCCACCGAUAUAGUAGAAACGACAUCCUUAAGAUUUAAAGACAAAAUGUUACCACUAGUUAAUGAAACAUAUUCCAUGUUUUUCACGUGAUCCUGUUCUGUGUGUCAAAUUUUGUUUAUAACAUGCAAAUAUUUUAUUAUAGCAAUGUCUUAGAUUUCAAAAUUAAGGAUGCAUUGCAGUGUUUCACAUGACUUGGCAGUAGGUUAACCCUAAUUUUGUAGGAAUACCCUCCUUUUUUCUUGUCUACUCAAGGAUGGUUUGAUAUAACAUAGGAUUUGUAAAACACUGUAAGGCUUCCAUCAUGCUCUUGAUAGUUUAGUAAUCUGCGUAGAUACUUAUUGAUAAGAGAAUGCUUAGUUAUAAUUCUUAUAAAAAUAGCUUUAUGCAUUGUUUCUUAAGCAGUAAGAAAAUAUUGACAGACAAGUCCAUUUUGUACGUAUCUACAUAGGUAAAGAUCAUUGUGAUGUACUUAUAUUUUGUAAGCUUUGAAAUAGUCGAAAGGUGAAAAUUGGCUUUGCAAAAGCUUAGCCAUGUUCGGACCAAAAAAAAUCUAGCGAAAAGAAUAUUCUUAGUAUUUCAAGUCGUACACUGCUGGAAUAAAAGUGUAUAACAAGAGCUAUUUAUUGUCCACUUACAAUAAGACCAAACCCAGAGUAUCCCACAGAAACAUUGCUUAAUCUUUGUAUCGAUUUAACGUGUGUUAAUAGCAAACAUCUAUCCUUGAGAAACCUAUUCAUGUAUAAGAACAGCUUGGUAUUAACAUUCUUUUAAACCGCCAAGUGCAAUGCCCUCACUUCCACCAAUUCCUUAGUCUUUUGGACCAUUGGGGCACCACACAAGAUUGUCGACCGUCUUUCUACAUUCCACUCUGUCUUUUGCUUUGGAUAGAAUCUCUUUCAAUGGUAGGCCCGUCCAUUUUUUUUUUAUGUUGUCUUCCCAUCGCUUUCUUUGUCUGUCUCUUCUUCUUUUUCCUGGUACUGUUCCUUGAAGGAAGGUCUUUGCGAGCCCCCAAUACCUUGUAACAUAGUCAUGGAGUUUCAAUUUGCGUUUUUAUUUUUGCACAGUGGUUAGUAAGUCAAAGGCAGGGCCUUUCGCUGUAGUAAACCCUUCUCUAAUCCCUUCGUUUUUGAUGAGGCCAUUAAAUGUGAUACCUAGGAUCUUUCUGUAGCACCUCAAUUCCAUGGCUAGGAUCCUCCUAUCUAGUUCUGCAGUCAAGCAUAUCAAAAUGUGGCCAUGACCAAGGAGCACAUCAGUCUGAGUUUGGUGUAGAGAGCUAAGCUUUUGUCUUUCCAUAUUGUUCUGAGUUUUGCUGUUGCUAACUGUGCAAUACGGGCCUGUAGUUCAGUUAAGUUAGUUUAAGCUAAUUGUAUCUAUCUAUCUAUAUAAUUCUCUUCGUCGCUCAAGAGUUUGGACGAGAAGAAGAAGUAAAGGAAAGAUCACUUUUUUAUUUCUGCGGAUAGUAACCCCACGAAAAAACAAGAGGCGAGGGGGGAGAACAAGUAUUCACUGGUCACUACGGAUGGCUGCCUGGUCGUGCGGUUUGCGCGCUCGACUGUCCUUUUUGAUUUAUCAAACCCUUCUAGCUCCCAUCCCCCUUCGUCCUGCGUGAGGUUUGGACUAAUAAGUAAACUAUUGUCAACUCACUCUGAAGGAACAUCCGAAACAUGGAAAACAUUUUACUAACAAACAUUCUACAAACACUAAAUAGCAGUGCCGCACUUAACCAUUGUGACCAAGAAGUCAUGGAAAGAGAACAAUUAAUCUACUAUGUAUAUUAAAUAGCACUGCGGACUUAAUUGUGGGGCCCUAUGCUAAACGGAUUUCGCGGGGCCAAGUUUGGGUAGGGAAGCGGAUAAUAAGUAAAAUUUAAGAGUUUGUAUUAGAAAAUAAAUUCGUCUUUGCAUUUUAUUCAUUCUUUACUACGUACAGAAUUACUUUACGAGCCUAGCGUGUAGCAAAGUCAUACAAUAUAUCAUAAUAGUUCUGUUUCCUACAUAGAUCACGCUCCAUAGCAAGAAUCACCUAAUGUUUCAAUUUAUCUUUGAGAAUUGUUGACCUCAAGUAAUUCUUCAUUGAUUUGAGGCGCGAGAAGCUUCUUUCACCAGAUCACACCAUUACGGCUAAUGCAUAAUGUCGUUUUUAUUUAUCGCGCGUAGGAUUGGCGUUUCUCAUAUUUAAUGACACCCCAAAAUAAAAAUUUUUGUCUAUAUAUUUCCGUAUAUUUUAAGGACUUUUUCGUAUAUUUUGUAAUUGCGUAGGAUGCAGUGGACUAAGGCUGGCCCUGCAAAAAAGCGGCGUAUGCUACGUCGUAGGUCGACUAGUAUUUAAUUUUUAGUUCUACAUUAGACAUUUACUAUCGGGUCGCCAUGUUGAGGUCGUUAGAUCGUGAUACGAAAUCUCACUGACAUGUGUAUUUAAUAUAUAUAUAUAUAUCAUGGGCGU
Molecule: messenger RNA, 3962 nt
Organism: Biomphalaria glabrata
Lineage: Eukaryota; Metazoa; Mollusca; Gastropoda; Planorbidae
Exons: 5
Coding region: 201-1610 (469 amino acids)
Source: RefSeq, a predicted model, not a curated record